AUGUCAACAUCAUCGUCUGACAUUCUACUGAUCGCUUAUUUAAAAAGUCUUCUUUCUCAAAUCAAUUUUUAUUUUGGUAUGUUUAUUUUUAUUUUUGGUAUUGUUGGUAAUAUUCUCAAUAUUCUGGUAUUAUCUCAACGAUCUCUUCGUUCAAAUCCAUGUGUAAUAAUCUUUCUUGGAUCUUCAACUGUUGGUAUCAUUGCAAUACUAUCUGGUCUUACUUCUCGAGUAUUGUCUGGUGUAACAAUUGAUUUAUCAGCAACAGUUAAUUGGAUUUGUAAACUUCGUGGUUUUAUUUUAUUUACAUCACGAGCAAUUACUUUUUGGUUGAUUAUGUUUGCUACUAUUGAUCGAUGGCUUUUAUCAUGUAUUGAUGUUAAUCGUCGACAUAUAAGUUCAAUAAAAAAUUCAUUACGAGGCAUCAUUAUUAUUACAAUUGUAUCAAUUCUUAUACAUUCUCAACUUUUUUAUUGUUAUGAAGCUAAUCUUAUUGGUACACCUUUAAAAUGUUUUACAAGAAAUGUUGAAUGUCGAUUAAUUAAUGAUUUAACAUUUGCAAUUAUUGCUAUUCUUUGUCCUUUAAUGUUUAUUUCAAUUUUUGGUUGGAUGACUAUUUUAAAUAUGCGUCAAACUCGAAAUCGUGUUGAAGCUAUGACUAUAGCUACUAUGAGUUUUUCGAGAAAGACGGGUAACAUUCAGAGACGAUCGAAGAAAACAGAUCAACGUUUACUUGUAAUUCUUUAUGUCCAAGUCAUUUUUUUUGGUUUAUUUACUCUACCACUUGCAAUUCAAAAACUUUAUGCAACAUUAACAAUGAAUAUUCAAAAAUCUGCAGUACAAAUAACAAUUGAAGAUUUUAUCUAUCAAGUUGCUUUAAUUUCUACUUAUUUUGCAAUUGGAAUGCCAUUCUAUGUUAAUACUCUUAUUGGUGGAAGUGUUUUUAGAAAAGCUGCAUGGACUCUAAUGAAACUAAUUAUUCGAAAAGUUAUGUGA
Molecule: messenger RNA, 993 nt
Organism: Rotaria sp. Silwood1
Lineage: Eukaryota; Metazoa; Rotifera; Eurotatoria; Philodinida; Philodinidae
Source: the annotation of a GenBank genome assembly